Molecule: messenger RNA, 7610 nt
Organism: Myotis myotis
Lineage: Eukaryota; Metazoa; Chordata; Mammalia; Chiroptera; Vespertilionidae
Gene: PJA2
Product: praja ring finger ubiquitin ligase 2
Exons: 11
Coding region: 512-2638 (708 amino acids)
Source: RefSeq, a predicted model, not a curated record
UCUGCUUCCGCCGCCGUCGCCGCCGCCACCGCGGGCUCCGCCACCUGCCACUGCGCGUUAGGCGGGGGAGGAGUCGGAGGCGGAGAAGAAGGCGGUGGUGGCGGGUGGAGGAUCGAGCGCUGUUCUCGCUCCGGAGCCGCUGCACAGUUCGUCUCCCCGCGUAGAGCUGGUCCAUCUUACGCCAUAGGCCUGCGGCCCGCUCUCCCGAGGAACCGUCCGUCGCCCUCGCUCUGCCGGCUGUGUGUGCGUUUUCCCGAGCUCACCCGAGGCCCGGGCACGCAGUCGCGCUGGGCCCGAUCGGAGCCCCAUUUCCUCAGUGCUUCUCCCCCUAACGAUGCCAGGUCAGGGCCCGCUCUGGCAGUCAGCCUCAGCUGUGGCCUCCCAGAGAUUGCUGCUGUACAUCCUUUUGCGCACAUUCAAAAUGGAAUCUUCUGCAGCUUAUUUACUGUGUGAGUAAAAACUAAGUCACAUCCAAAAUUCCAUUGAACUGGGCACACAAAAACUGCCAUAUAUGUCACAGUUUACUGAAAAAGAGCCAGCAGCAAUGGAUCAAGAAUCCAACAAGGCUGCCUGGCCCAAACCAGCAGGAGGAUAUCAGACAAUCACAGGCAGGAGAUAUGGAAGAAGACAUGCCUAUGUCAGUUUUAAACCUUGUAUGACAAGGCAUGAAAGAAGCUUAGGUCGAGCUGGUGAUGACUAUGAAGUGUUGGAACUAGAUGAUGUUCCAAAGGAAAAUUCCUCAGGUUCCAGUCCAUUGGAUCAAGUUCAGUCUUCUUUACCCAACAAUCCUUUAUUUGAAAAAAGUGAAACAGAAAUUCCCAUUUGUGAUACAGCAUUGAAUCAGACCAUUGAGAGCAGUCCAUCCUUUGCUGCAGUACAACAUAGUGGGGAAGGCAGGGAGACCUUAGGAAGCAGUACAAAUCUUCAUAAUAACUCUGAGGGAGAAUAUACUCCAGCAGCCUGUAAUGCCUCAAGUGUCCAAAAUGGAAUUGCAUUGGUUCAUACUGACUCUCAUGAUCCAGAUGGCAGACAUGGAGAGGAGGAUAAUGACUGUCUUCAGCCAUCUCCAGAAGUUGUGGAAGGUGGUAGAUAUCAGGAAGCUUUGGGCAGUACAAUAUUUGAGUUGGAAAAUGGAGAGGUAGAGGCAAAUACAGGUCUUUUACCACCAGUUCCCGCUUUUAGCUGUGAAAAACGAGAUGAUUUUGAAGAGUUUGAUUCAGCUCCUUUAGUGAAAAGUUCUACUGGUGACAUUGUCAGUCAAACCAAUCAGGAAUUUCAGAGGUCCUCUUCUGAAGAGGAGAUUAUUAGAAAGAAAGAACAAAAUAAUACUAGCCAGGAGAGAAAGAGAGAAAAUUCAACUGAAGAUACAGCCUGUGCUCUGGGGCAUAUUUGCAGUGAACAAAAUACCAGGGAUAGGGACAACAAGCAGGGAAGUUCUCCUGAACAGGUAGUGAGGCCUAAAGUUAGAAAACUGGUAAGUUCAAGCCAGGUGAACCAAGAAUCAGGUUUUAAUAGGCAUGAGGCUAAACAAAGAAGUGUUCAGAGGUGGAGGGAGGCUUUGGAAGUUGAGGAAAAUGGCUCAGAUGACCUCUUGAUAAAAUGUGAUGACUACGAUGGAGAACAUGAUUGUAUGUUCUUGGAUCUACCUUUUGCACGAGUUACACAGAGUGAAACAGAAAAUAACCAAAUAACAUCAGAAAGUGGAGCCACAGCAGGAAGGCAAGGAGUUAUGGAUAACACCUUUUGGAAUGGCUGUGGAGAUUAUUACCAACUGUAUGACAAAGAUGAAGACAGUUCAGAGUGCAGUGAUGGAGAAUGGUCUGCUUCUUUGCCUCAUCGAUUUUCUGGUACAGAAAAAGAUCAGUCCUCAAGUGAUGAAAGUUGGGAGACUCUACCAGGAAAAGAUGAAAAUGAACCUGGACUACACAGUGAUAGCAGUAGUCCUGAAGUAAACCAAGAAUUAUCUCUUCAGGAAGGGGAACAGACAUCCUUGGAAGAGGGAGAAAUUCCUUGGUUGCAGUACAAUGAAGUCAAUGAAAGCAGCAGUGAUGAGGGAAAUGAGCAGGCUAAUGAAUUUGCACAGCCAGAGGCUUUCAUGUUGGAUGGUAACAAUAACCUUGAGGAUGACUCCAGUGUGAGUGAAGAUUUAGAUGUGGACUGGAGUCUGUUUGAUGGCUUUGCGGAUGGAUUAGGAGUUGCUGAAGCUAUUUCUUAUGUGGAUCCUCAGUUCCUCACCUAUAUGGCACUAGAAGAACGCUUAGCCCAGGCUAUGGAGACUGCCCUGGCACAUUUAGAGUCUCUUGCAGUAGAUGUUGAGGUAGCCAAUCCACCAGCCAGUAAGGAGAGCAUUGAUGGUCUUCCAGAGACACUUGUUCUUGAGGAUCACACUGCUAUUGGUCAGGAGCAGUGCUGUCCAAUCUGUUGUAGUGAGUAUAUCAAAGAUGAUAUAGCAACAGAGUUACCCUGCCACCAUUUUUUUCACAAACCUUGUGUCUCAAUUUGGCUGCAGAAGUCAGGAACAUGCCCUGUGUGCCGUCGUCAUUUCCCACCUGCAGUUAUUGAAGCAUCUGCAGCUGCUUCCUCUGAGCCUGGUCACGAUGCCCCACCUUCAAAUGACAGUACUGCAGACGCUCCUUAAACCUUAACACUUGAAUGAGAUCAUUCUAUAAAGUAAAUCUGAAAAUUCCUUCUAAACCUGAUGUGCAAAUAAUUAUAUAUAAAUAUAUUAAAAUGCUAUAUAUAGUCUAUGCCAUAGUUUAGAAAGAGAAUAUUGACCUUUCUAAACUAGUAUAGGUUUGCAGAAAGUACUAACAUUUUCAAGCUGAAUGUUGAAGCAGUACAUCCAGUUUUUUUUUUUAGUUGAAGGUGUUGAUAUUAAUUGUAAAAGUUAAGCUGAUCAUUUGACUCUCUCCAGAAGAAAUAAUUAUCUGUGUGGCACGCGUUACUGGUUUUGUCUGAAUAUUGCCACUAAGUGAUUAUAAUUAGCUCUCCUAUUUGCAUCAAAUGUGAAGACUAUAAUCACAACAGUAGUAAAGUUUGGUUUCAUUGGAAAUAAAAAGAAUUCUAAAGCAUGCUUUUUCAUUGGUCCCUUUGCUUUUGCUACAUCAAAACCUCUUGGUUUAUAAUACUGAGUGGUUUUUUAGGAAGGUGUCUAUAGUCUUCCAUCUUUGUUUAAAAUUAGGACUUCUAAAGAAUUUCAAACUGGCUAAAAUUGUGGCUGAGCAUCACAAAAUUUCAAAAUCUUAUAUGUAACCCCCUGGAAAUGGGUAGGUAGUAAGAUAAAUUAUUUUUUUAAUGUUGGAUGUGCUUAAAGUCAGGUUAGUAAAGCAUAUGAACUAUCUAGUGUGCUCAGCGCCUGGUGAAUUAGAUGGCCUUAUAGAAAUUCUUUCUACUUGGUUAAAAUGAUACUUGAAGGUUCAGAACACCCCUGGCACAUUUGUUUAAUAACUAUUAGGCAUAGUUAUUGUAAGAUGAUUUUGGUUCUGAAAUAUUUUAGAAAGUCUGAAAACAUGCAUAAAGGGUUUUUAACACUCAUUCUAUUGUAUCCUAAAGGAAAAUCUGAAUCCUUAAAAAAACUAUGUUAACUGUUCUGACUUGUAUAAAGCAUAAAAUUGAUGGGGUAUAGGACAAAAUUGAUCAUACCUUUUUUACAACAUAUCUAAACUUUACUAUGUUAUAAUUUAUUUCUUUAAAGUUUCCUGAACAAAUAUUAUUUAUAUCACAUUAUCAGUAUUUGUUUCUUUACACUAAUUUAUUUUGGUAAAAUUAUUCACCUGGAACUAAAAUAAAAAUAAGUAGUUUCAAAUUAAGCCAAAUUAAGCCAUGGCUGAAAAGGAAGUAGAUUAUAUGAUUGCCUAGUGACUGUGUGAACAGAACUUAACAUGUAACACAGCUUCUUUCUUAUUUUCCUUUGUUUAAAGGAGAAAAGAAGAUCCUGACCUCAGAUUUACCCUCUAAAAGAGUUUUCUGUUCAAAAGCUUCUUCUACAAAAGUAAGGAAGUCAGUUUUCCUUAUUCUUUUUAUGGGAAAUUGACCUACAAGGCCAUCUUUGUAAUUACAUAACCCCCAACGAAGACUGCACAGCUUUCUGCUUAGGUGAUCUCAACCAAUAGACAAUUAUGUAUAAACAUGGAUGCAAUAUUUAACUUAUGGAUAUGAUUUGAUAUCAAACACCAGAGAAUGAUGGCUGUUAGAAUACCACAUUUGAGCAAGUAAAAUAGUAAAGCACAUAGUGAGUGUACAUCCAUUUGAGUAGAAAAUUUAUAAUUUAGUUUGGACAUAUAAAAGGAAUAUUUAUGUGGCUUCCCAAAUGCAAAAUUACAUUUAUAUGUGUAAUUUCUCUGAGUAUUUAUAUUCCAUCUCUUUUCUUCAUUCUUAAAAAUAAGUGAAUUUUCACUGUUGUCAUAUUUGAGGCUUAAAUAUAUAGGAAUAUAACACUUGCAUUCUAAUUUUUGCAUAUAUUGUAAAUGUGUCUGGUAUUUACAGCAAAUACUGUGUAUCCUUUUAUGAGUAAAACAAACUGAACAUUGCAUGUAUGUGAUGUGGUGACUUUGUAACUUAGGGGUUCUUUGGGGCUUCUGUGACUUUGGAAAUGCUUACAUUCAGGCCUUAAUGUUGCAUUAGCUGGCAUGUUUUCCUUCUGAUGUACAUAGUCUCUGUUGUAUAAACUAAUCUUUGCUUGUUUUCUACUCUGUGAUCUUUCCACAUCAUAUUUCAUUGAUCAGUUAGUGUCAAGGAGUCAAAUCAGAUUAAAAUGAAUUCUCAUGUGUAUAUUGUGAAAAUUUGUGACUAGUAUGAUUUUGUUUGUUUCUUUUUUGGUUUCCAGAAAUUUGUGGCUAGUGUUUUUUUAUGUUGUUGUUUUUCCCUUUAAGUAAUAUUGAUCAGUUACUGGUUAAACUGACUGCUACAGAUUUCUCUUUAAUAAGCCACACGUUAUAUUUAGGCAGUAUUAAGGGAGCUUGGUUUUUUUCUCCUAGAUAGCAGUUGUCCCAAAGAAAAUAUUUCUUCUUUGCCUGUUAAGAUUUAGCUAUUAUCUGCCAGUUGUUAGGCAGUUUUGGUUCCAAACUCAACCAGCAGCGUUGAGAGCUGAAUUUAAGAUAGCUGUUGUACUUUUUGCUUUCCAUCUGUUUCUGUCCUUCAUUCUUGGCUCUCUGUUACCUAUAAACAGCUGUUAUGAAGGAAGAAAGUUAAAUAAGAGUUGGAUUAUAAAAAUUUUUUAAAAGAAAAUUGAGGUUUUAGGUAUUUUCAUUGUAACAAGCUGAUAAAAGCUGAGGCUGACAAGUUCAGACACCAGAAUAUUGUUUGGUCAGAUUUUGGAUCCUUUUGAAAAAGUUAAGACUACAUGAAGGUAAAUAAGAAAUAAGUAUAAAUAAUAAAAAUGUUUUUUCCCUUACUUCUCUAUUAUAUGUUAAGUUACUUGACCUAAUAAUUUUUCUUUUACAUUUUCUUCUUGUAAUAUAAAUGCUGAUAUUUAAAGAUAGAUCCAUAUGGUUUUCUUUUGUGUUGCUUAAUUGUUUAUCUGUAAGCUAACUCUCAAGAUUAUUUGUGAUCUGGAUUUAUAUAUAAGCUGUUAAAUAUGUAUGAACUGUUCAAAUGGAAUGCAAGUUUUUCAAAAGCCCAGGUCUAAAUGUAAUGAUUGGUUUAUUGUUCUACAACUCCACUCUCAUUUUCUGUAAAUCAUAAACAAUAAACAGGAUAUACUCAGUGGUCAUUUCUAAUAUUUAAUUGGGCAGUCGUAUCACUUCUAUAAUGUAACCCCUGGAGGAUUUAACAUUAAUGGCAAAGGAUACAGCUGUCAAGGAAGUCUGGAGCAGGCUCCCAAGCACAUGAUUUUAUAGUCCUUGAACUGUGAUCUAAGAAGGCCCAGCUGUGUAGAAGUGGCUGGUGGACUUGCUUCUGGAAGGGCUCUGAAGAAGUAGUCCUGCUCUCCCCUGCCCAACCAUCAUAGCAGUCCUGUGUGUUCAGCAGAGCCUGACUUCCACACUAACUCAGGACUGCAGACACCCUCAAAGUUCCAGGAUGGACACCGCCUCGAUUCAGUGGCUUCUCCAAAUCAGGUAUGGCAGUAUUGUCAAAUACUGUUUAGGAGGGCUCCUCAUGCUUUCCAAAAGGUUCAAAAACCUCACCCAUUUCAGAAGGGUAAACUGAGAACCAUCAUAUCUGCAUUAAAUUAGAAAACUGUAAUCACUUUGAUUCUCCCUUAAUAUAAUAAACAUUUUCUAGAAAAAUGCAGUCACAGAAACAGCAAUGGCACACCUCUUUCUAGUGCCAAAAUCCAUUUAUAAUUGUCAUAUAUUUUUGAAGCCACUGCUUCCAGAGUUGGAGUCACUCAGCACUCCCUAUGAGAGAUGGAUUUUGUUGUUAGAAUUGUCACCCAAAUGAUUUUAUAAAUAGCACACAUGUGAAAUUACAUAGAAAGGUCCUGUCUCUUGUGUAUUGCCACCUCUUCAUGUCUUUCUUCAGGCUUCACACUUUUCUCAGAUCUUUCAUGGUAACCAUUCCAGACCAGCCUGGCAUUGGCUCUUUCAGUCCCUCUCUUACAAUAUGGUGCUCAAGCCGUAGCCAGUUUGGCCUGUGGACUGAAGGGUCCUAGGUUCAAUUCCUGGUCAGGGCACAUGCCUGGGUUGUGGGCUCGAUCCCCAAUGGGGGGGCAUGCAGGAGGCAGCCAAUCAAUGAUUCUCUCUCAUCGAUGUUUUAUCUCUUUUUCUCCCUCCCCCUUCCUCUCUGAAAUCAAUAAAAAUUUUAUAUAUAUAUAUAUAUAUAUAUAAAUAAUCUCAGAACUAAACAUGGUUCCUCUGUGGUCUGACUAGAACUGGGUCUAGGAGCAUUACUGCCAAAUUCAGAGUGAUUUUCCUAUGACUGGUCUAUGUUGAUAUUAUUUUCGUUACUGUACAUUACUUGGCAGGCAUAUCACAUUGUUGUCUCUUGUGAACUUUACAGGCAUUGCUGGUAAGUCAAAUCCAUUCCUAAUAAUUACUUAAUUCAUCCUUACUAAGUUUAAUUUAUAAAGGUCCUUAUGACCUCUUGAUUCUUCCUCUUAGCCUGUGUCAGUCCAAUUUUGAUGAAGCAUGCCUUUGGUAUUUAGUGGUGUUGUCCAAAUCAUUGAUAAAUAUUGACCAGAACAGGAUGAAUGCCACUAUAGACUGCCCUCCAGGUGACUUUGAUCCAUUAGUCAGUACUUUGAAUAUAGUUGUUGAAGCAACUACCAGGCACUUUUAUGCUCAUGUUUCUUCAUCUUUCCUAAAACAACACUAAGAAAUUUUAUCAUGUUUGGCCGACAGGCAGAUUACACUGUAUAUGGAAAUAGCCUUGCCUGCUAAAAUUAAGAAAGGAAAUGAAGUUAGCAGGAAAUACCUCAUUCUUAGUGAAACCACCUCCUUUUCCAACUGCUCACAUGCCAUCUCUUUAUUAAUCUGACCUACAAUUUGAUAAGUGAUCAUUGUCAAGUUCAUUUUUCUAAUUUUUAGAGUUUACUUUUUUCCUCUCAAAUAUGUGGUAUUUGAAGUAAUAUGACCUUCACAGGUCACUUAAUCCUCUCUGCUUCUGUUUUCUCUAUAAAGUAACGAAUCUAAAUUACCACUGGUUGGUGCAUGAAUAAAGUUUUUAAUAAA